AUGGCUAGAAUAUGUCCACAGUGUCGACGUAGUCUUAGAGGACAAUUUACAUUUCGAGGAUUAUUAUGGGGAAUACUUUGCUUUCCAUGUGGACUCUUCUGUUGCAUCAGAAGACGGCGAAUGCAUUGUUUUAAUUGUGAAAACGAGGUUGUUGUUUCUACUGGCUCAUUUCCUGUACUUGCUCAUCGUUAUAAAGAUUAUAGAUCUUCUUUAUGGCAAUUUCCAUCCUCUACAACAUCCAAUACCACUAUAACUGGCAAUAGUCAAUCUGAACAAAGGCCCCUGCUUCAACGUCAAUAA
Molecule: messenger RNA, 300 nt
Organism: Meloidogyne enterolobii
Lineage: Eukaryota; Metazoa; Nematoda; Chromadorea; Rhabditida; Meloidogynidae
Source: the annotation of a GenBank genome assembly